Mycena citricolor is the source of this 867-nucleotide messenger RNA. The record is from the annotation of a GenBank genome assembly. NCBI's taxonomy places the organism in Eukaryota, Fungi, Basidiomycota, Agaricomycetes, Agaricales, Mycenaceae.
CGGCGGCGCACUGGCUCUGCGCGUUCCUCAUCGCGCGCUUCACGCCGCAGAUGUUCCAGGCGAUGGGCUACGGUGUGUAUCUCUUCUUCGCCUCCCUGCUGGUCCUCUCCGUGCCGUUUGUGAUCUUCGUCGUGCCUGAGACGAAGCAGAUCCCGCUCGAGCGCAUGGAGGAGCUGUUCGCGUCGGAUCUCAAGCCCUGGAAGGCCCAUGGCGCCGUCAUGGCUCGUGUCCACGAGAAUCGCGCGGCGAAAACCGGGAACGACGCUCCAUCGAUUGACGAGAAGCCCGCUCAGUCCGAGCAGGAGCACGUUUGAGGAAUGUUGUGUAGUGCAUGUAAAUUGCGCCCAUGGCUUCGCUAGCUUGUACAUACAUACAUCACCACGCAACAUAUGCGGGAAUAGAUAUCUUGACCCUCUAUGAGACAAACGGGAUUCCCAGAUCCUCACAACCGCUUAUAAAGUUCGUCGAUCGACUUCCUGGCUCGCUCAGCCAUGACCUCGGGGCCGUUCUCCUCCCUCUCCGUCUCCGCCAGAAAUCCCUCAAGCGAGACCCACUGAUCCCAGCCGUAGUCGAUCAGCCACGUCCGCGCGAUAUCGACGACGGGGAGGUACCCGGGCGCCUCGAGCGGGAACGGCCGCGCGCUCCGCGACCACGCGAGGCGCGGGUCCCUAACCUCGAGCCCGUCGAACAGCGGCGAGUCGUCCGUGAGCGGCGGGUCCAGCCGCGACGCGUCGGAGAGCUGCACGUAGCGCACCGUCUCGCGCGGGCAGCUCGCGAGGAACUCCGCCAUCGAGUCGCGCACCGCGCGCUCGCCGCCGGGCCGCCGCCCGUCCGCCGCGCACGGGUCGCCCCACAGGCGCGCAUGGA